Messenger RNA from Amoebophrya sp. A25, 284 nucleotides. The record is from the annotation of a GenBank genome assembly. NCBI's taxonomy places the organism in Eukaryota, Dinophyceae, Syndiniales, Amoebophryaceae.
CGAUCAGCUGCUGCAUUACCAUUGCUUGAAGGAGGUCGUCUACGAGUUGGAAAAUGACGGAGGAUUUUGGGAGAAAACGCUAAAGAACGUCUUCGGGAUCCAGCCUUUGGCAGCCGCGCGUCGUUUACAUCGAGAGAUGCAGGCAGCCGUAACGGCCGCUAAGAUCAACCACGACCCGGUCAAGCACCUUCUGAAAGAGGUGCUCACGACCACGACCUCACCAGGAGAAGAGUCUGCCUCUGCCGACAGCCUUUUGGGGAAGGCAGGGAUGAUCAAAAAGCUGC